This is a messenger RNA of Myxozyma melibiosi, 1098 nucleotides long. RefSeq lists its product as uncharacterized. Lineage: Eukaryota; Fungi; Ascomycota; Lipomycetes; Lipomycetales; Lipomycetaceae. The transcript is spliced from 2 exons. Gene Ontology annotation, molecular function: oxidoreductase activity. The coding region runs from base 1 to 1098 and encodes 365 amino acids. Gene Ontology annotation, cellular component: mitochondrion. The record is from RefSeq and is a predicted model, not a curated record.
AUGCCCCGCGAACCAACCCGUCAGCUCACAUUCACCGUCCCCGGCUCGCGUCCGCACUGGCACUACGACGCCGUCACCCUCCCCGUCGGGCGCAACCAGCUGCUGAUCAAGAUCGAGGCCGCGAGCUUUGGCUCCGUCGAUCUCGCGAUCCUCAACACGACCAGUCUGUGGGGGUCUGUGGGCGAGAAGGGGCUUGGGCGUGAUUUUGCGGGUACGGUGGUCGAGGUCGGGAGUAGUUUGAAGGGCAAGUGGAAUGAGGGGGAUAAUGUCUGCGGCAUGUACUUUCAUCCUUACUACGCCGGCACUAUCGCCUCGCACAUCGUAAUCAACCCCAACACCGACUACAUCGUCACGCGACCAGACUUCCUCCCUCUCUACGAAGCCGCCGCCUUCCCGCUCUCCUUCACAGUCGCCUACCAAGCGCUCAAGAACUCCAAGCUCACGCAGUCCUCCACCGUCUGUGUUCUUGGCGGCGCGACCUCCGUCGGCAUGUUUGCCAUCCAACUCUUGAAAAAGCACUUCCUCGUCAAGAAAGUGGUCGCCACAUGCUCACCCGCCAGCGAGUCUAUCGUGCGCUUGCUCGGCGCGGACGAGACGAUCGACUACACGCAGCUGCGCGGACCUCAUCUGAUCUCGGCCCUCCUGCGCGCGCUCGCGGGACCCUACGCGGCAGAGGACGACGAAGUGAUGUCGAAAGACGCGAUCGCGCCGGCGGCAAAGUCCGGCUUCGACUUUGUCCUCGACACCGUCGGCACCACGCCCUACAUGCUCCAGCACCAGGCCGAGCUGACCCCGGCCAAGACAGGCUGGUUCGUGUCGACGGUGGGCGACGCUGACGCGCAGGAGGGUUCAACCUUCUUGAAUUCGUACAAUGCCGGCCGGUCGCUGUUUGGCGCGAUCGUCGGGCCGCGGUAUAAAGUGCAGUACGCGGUCUCGAGCAAGGAGGCGCUUGAGCUGGCGGUCAGUUUGUAUCAGCAGGAGCGGUUGAAGAUCGUGGUGGACUCGGUCACGCUGUGGGGGGAUUUUAAGACGGCGGUGGAUAAGGUGAAGAAGCGGACUGCGAAGGGCAAGGUUGUCCUUAAAGUUGAGCCGUUCUGA